ACACAAAAGUUGUUUGUGUUUAUGAACAGUUGAACACACCACACACCACCAAAAAUGCUGUGUGCCGCUCUGGAAUGUCAAAUCCUUCGAUGAACACAACACAGUAAAUACCGAUAAGCACCAAUUUGUAUGGUGUUUUGUGUUGCACAAAUUAUCGCGCCAUUCGAAGCAUCACAGUAUAACAUAGCACACGUAUUUUUUGUAUUGACAAACCAAAAGUUGUGCAGUAUUGUCAAACAUUCAGCUGUCUUACACACAAGAAAAAGGCACUUGAAUCCGAAGAUAAUCGCGAGAUAAAUACAAUUCGAUUGGUAGUCGAUCGUUUGCGGCUUUAGAGGGCAAAAAAACAAUUGCUGUCAUGGAUAAUACAACUGAUCCCGAGGAGAAUCAAGCCAGCGGUUCCUGGUUUCGAGGCUUUGACAAUGAGUUGCAAAGUUCGGCACAAAAUCUAGUGAAUACCACCCGUGCCGCGUACCGACCGCAUUUGGAUGACGCGGAAAAUAUUGAUCAAAAUGAAGCCCCGCCAGCCAAACGACGCCGAUUUACUCAAGUUCCGUUACCAGUUGGAAACGAAGAUCAAGGCCAGUCAUCAACGGUCAAUGAGCCAGAAAAUUAUGUUGCUGCCGUAAGUGACGCCGAAAGCGUUGCUGUUGCGAAUGAUACCGUUACAGGUGGAGAAGAGCAAAACAACACAGACAACGAAGCCGAUACUGAACCGUUGAACGAAUCAAGUGAAGCUACGCAAAAACCGAAAAUGUAUUUUGAUUGGUUGGAUGAGAAGACGUUGGUGAAAAUUUUCGAUCAAUUGAAUUUAUACGACUUGUUGCAAAUGGCCGAUGAAGACCCACGCAUCGAACAGGUUAUCGCCGAAAAGAUCAUGCCAUCACGAGUGCUCAAUAUCGGCGAAAUCAGCAAACACUAUUCGGUUCGGCACGCGUUCAAGCAUUUCGGCCGAUUUGUACCGGAGGUUGUGGUGAAACAAAGCGACAUCCAAUGGAAAGACGACAAAUUCAGUGAGAUCGAGGAGAUCGUUCGGCUCAUUGGAAAGCGUUGUGCAGACGGAAAUCUCAAGAGAUUGUCCAUAACAUUCGAUAUCAAAGACAAGAAAUCAUGUGAAUUCCGCACAGAAAUCCCCGAAUGCUUCAAGACACUCAAAUCGUUGACAAUAAUUCAAUUGUCGUAUGGUACGCGUCGCUCCGCCAACUUUGAGCAUUGCCUCGAAUCUUUGCUGGCCGGAUGCACUGGGCUGAAGUCAUUGACGCUUAGUCGAUACAGAUCAAGUGGUCAAUUUUUGAAAGCAUUGAACGACAUGAAGCUUCAGGAGUUAAGAAUUGAGAAAUGCUUCUUCACUGAAUCCAAGUUCUGGCUCGAAUUUAUACAAAAAGGGAUUCCAUCACUGAAAUCAUUCAGUUGGGACGAUUGGGGCAUUGCUGAACUGAAAAUGCGUGAGGAAGUAUUCGGUCAUAUCAGCACUGCUUUUCAAUUUCUUGAAGAAUUGUCGUUUGAUUCAGGGUCCGUUUCAAUGAAAAUGUUCAUCACGUUUGUCACGUUGCCCGUGAACCUUUUGAAGAUUCUACGCAUAAAAUGUUCAUGGUAUGACGACGACGUUCUGGUGGCACUGUCACAAAUGCCGAACCUCCAGGAACUACACAUCGAAUUCGCAUUUGCUCGUUGCCUGGGUCGCUUGUUUCACUGGAGUCGUUGGUUUUCUUCGCGCUCCGACUGGAAUAGCUUCAGCGAAAAUCGCAACACAGCCUGGAAAAAUGUCAUGCAACGUCUCACAAAGCUACAAAUCAUCAAAAUUCAAUCGAUACAAUAUCAUUUUGGCUGGGACAGUUUCAUCGAUUUGGUGACAAAUUUGCCCGACGUUCAACAAGUUGGUUUCAAAGGAACCCGGACAUUUCUGCGGAAAAACAUCGAGGAUAUUGUGUCGUGUUCACCUCAAAUACACACAUUGCACCUGGACGUUCCGAUCAAAUCAUUCAGCCCAAAAUUAUACAACACACUCGUUCGCGAUCGCAGUCGCUGGUAUCGAAAGUCGCCGGCGCUCAGCAUUCACAUGGAUGCACAAAAGGUGAGCAACCUGAAGCAAACCGUCGGUGACUACGCCACAAAAGCAAACUGCAUUUGCCUUCGUUCAUCAUCGCAAAUGUAAGUUCCGCAUCGAUAUUGAUACAGAAACAAACAUUUCAUACCGAUGCAAGGUAUGAAUACGUUUGAAUGGCUACGAAUAUCACACGAAAAUAACGAUGAUUAACGAUUUUUGAAAUGAAAAUUCAGUGAAGCGACGAUUGUUUUUUUUCAAUGAAUUUUCCUAAACCCAAGAUUAUUUAUUGUAAGGAAGAAAAAAAACAAAGGAUCUAAUUUUUUUUUUGAAAACUCCCACACUGAUAUCGGAUCAGAACAAUUAUUCGAUAAUUUUCAGAAUUGAAUAAAAACCAAUCAAACAUAAUCGUUAUAAGAGAAAGAAAAUUGUGUAAAAUUAUAAACUUUCAGUAAUUUCAUUGCUAUUUAUGAGAAAAAGAAUUUACAAUCAAAAGAAACACAUUCGAAAUGUGUUAGAAGAAAUUGACCAAAUUAAAAAUAUAGCAUUUGAAUUGGCGAUAAGAAACAAACAUAAGCAUAGACAUAUGAAAUUGUAAGGCAGUCAACAAAAUGGACAACAAACAAAAAACAAAAAAUGAUUGGAAGAAAUCGAUUUAGUUGUUGUAAGACGUAUUUAUGAAUACUUUAACAUUGGACAUUCAAUGUCCGACAUUGAAUGUUCAGCAAAUGUAAUCGAUUCACAUUUGGAAUAAAGCAACAAAAAACUUAUCAGAAA
This is a messenger RNA of Sitodiplosis mosellana (orange wheat blossom midge), 2821 nucleotides long. RefSeq lists its product as uncharacterized. NCBI's taxonomy places the organism in Eukaryota, Metazoa, Arthropoda, Insecta, Diptera, Cecidomyiidae. The record is from RefSeq and is a predicted model, not a curated record. The transcript has 5 exons. The coding region runs from base 359 to 2155 and encodes 598 amino acids.